UACGACACCACAAUAAAACGCACAGAUUGGAUAUGACUCUCUUUCAGGUGUUUCCUUGACAGUAAUGUUACUUUUCUUGUGUGCCACUAGUCGUCACUUGCCUGUGUUGGCGAUUGUGAGUCAGUAGCCUACGUGUGAGUGCGUGUUUUGUGUGUGUGUUGUGAGUGCAUGUGUUGUGUGAGAGAGAGGGACACACAGAUGCUUUCCUGUAAUUUCCUCUGUGCCCCGAUGCGCUCAUUGGUGCGUCCCUCCAACGUGUCACCAGUUUUGGUGGAUUACCCCAGAUAUCUUCACCAUCAGUAGGGUGUAACACCACUCCUUUCUCUCAACUUCUGUGUGCACGGUGUCCAGCUGCCAAGAAGGACCUGUGAUAACACUUUGGAAACUUGUGUCAUUCAAAGAAGCAUUUGGGAGAAAGGAUUCGAGUAUUUUUAUUAGUUCUUUUACGCACGCCGAGCACAAAAAUGCAUCUAUUUGCUUCAGAGUCAAGGAUGACUUCGUCAUUUUCAUUCCUAGCGCUCCUGUUUCUGGUGUCCUGGCUGUUGAAGGGUUUCUGUGUUAGUGGCUCCCCAGGUUGCGCGUCCUGUGGCUUGCCGGCGAUGGAUAAAGAAGCAGAGGAACUGUUGAUGAUAGAGAUCGCCAAACAGCAACUUUUGGAAAAACUGCACCUGAAAGAAAGACCAAACAUCACUCACACGGUGCCUCGGGCGGCGCUCUUCACUGCUCUGCGCAAACUGCAUUCGGGGCGCGUCAGACAGGAUGGUACUCUUGAACUAGAAAACAGUAUACCUGCAAAAGAUCAAGGCUAUGAAAUAGUGAGCUUUGCAGAUAUAAAUGAACCAGUGAGCAAUGAUGAGGCCAGCCUCAGUCUUGCAUUUCAGUUUCUGCAGGAACAUGGCAAGAGUGUCCAGGUCCUCCAGUCUUCUCUCUGGAUCUAUGUCCGCUCCUCCAAGGACCCUCACCGGGACUCACGCCUCUCUGCCAGGGUCUUCCUUUCAGCAGAUGGCAGGGUAUCAUCCUCUAACCGCACCCUGGUGAUAGAAAAGAUGCUCGAGGUCCAGGACAGUAACUGGCACACUUUCCCCAUCACCCGCACACUGCAGUCCUUCCUGGAUGGUGGCCAACACCAACUGCGUCUGGAGGUUAGCUGUGAGGAGGAUGGGAAGAACCUUUGCUCCCUGGAUAACUCUGCCGAUACCCCGAACCAACCCUUUCUGGUGGCCCAGGUGCGUCUCCGUGACAACCACUCCAAACACACACUCAGAAAGCGCUCUCUGCGUUGUGGUGAAGAUGUAACUGUGUGCUGCAAGAGAGACUUCUACAUCAAGUUCAAGGAUAUCCAGUGGCAUGACUGGAUCAUUGCACCUGAAGGCUACCAUAUGAACUACUGCAUGGGUCAGUGCCUCCAACAUCUGUCUGGUUCCCCAGGUAUAGCAUCAUCAUUCCAUGCCACUGUCUUCAGCCAGCUGAAAGUCAACGGCAUUAACACAGGUGCCUCUUCAUGUUGUGUUCCCACUGAGCGCAGGCCACUUUCCAUGGUCUACUUCAACUCUCAGCACAGCAUUGUCAAAACGGACGUUCCUGAUAUGAUAGUAGAGUCCUGUGGAUGUACAUAAAAGAGAGUAUGAGAGAAAUAUUGCAAUUAAUAUGAAUUUGCUUUCAUGCAGUUUACCUAAAACAGAGAUAAGAAAGAUACAAGACAGGGAAGAUACAAACACACAUGUACAGAGGAAAGGAAAUGUAAGCAUUUCUCUGUGUUUAGUUAAGGACAAAUAGCAUUUGUGUUACUACAUAAGAAAAACUAAUUGAAUUCAGCACAUCACUUUAGUAUUUCAUUGACAGAAGAAAAAAACUAUAUAAAUCAGAGGUCACACCAAAGGACACAAUAAGAACUCAAAGCGAUUAAUAUGAAGCCUUCACUGUAGAGUAAAAUGUAUAGCUUUAAACUUUGUCUUUGUAUAUAUGAGGUAUUUAUUUAGUCUUAGACAAUUGCUGCUGGGAUCCAGUUCAAAUAUGCUGUAAAAUAUUUUAUGAAUCUCAGGAAAUUGGGAUCAGAACUGAUGCCACCCAAACUCUUUCAAAGCACAUUGGCUAAGUUUCCAGUAUAUUUCAUAAUAUAGUAAUGUAUGUCCACAUACAAAUAAUAAAUGCUUUUUUUACUUUUUAUUUUUACAGAACUGUUAUACUUACAUGACUAAUAUUGCACCUUCUCUUAGUCUACUUAAAUGCUUCCAUUUAAAGUGAGUUAAGAGACCCUUGAUUUAAAGUGUGCCUUCUUUAUUAUCUUGUGAUGACAAAUCGCAACUUAUACAUUGAGUAUCAAGUCGUCUUGGAUAAAAGGGGUCUAAAAACCAAAGAGAAUCAGUUCUGCACUUCUGCUUGAAUCUUAUUUUAUGUAUGCAGCAUCAUUUUCAUUUUUCCCUUUAGUAUUGAAUGUGGACCUGUGACACAAAGUUUAUAAGGACAGUUAUUUGUAUUCUUAUAAUUUGACUUUUUCUUAUAUUACAUCCAACAACUAUUUUCAUUUUUGUGCAAAGUUGUGAUGAGAAUAAUUUAGUGAAGUGGAAACUGAAAGGGUUUGAACUGGAAAAAUCUGCACCUGAUGAUGCAGGCUGAAAUAUGUUUGAUCAGCAUCUCCACUGUAUUAUUUGCACAGGACGGCUAAUCAGUUGGGCAACUGUGGUACUGACAACAUUUGAACUCAAGGUCAUUUCUCAGCUGCAUGAGCAAACAUUUGGCUAUUGCUUCAGUGUCUGUUAAUGUGAAGGUCUGCGCAGCAGGUAGGUCAAUGGGCAUGUGCUGUUGCACGUUGGCAUUUAUAGCUCUCAAAGUCUAAAGUUUUCUGGGAUGAUGUAAAUUUAGAAGCUUUCCAGCUAAAGGUAAAAAAAAAAGGCCACUAUGCAUACUGAAAUCAUUUGACUUAAAGAGUGGUGUUGAUGGACACUGUUGCCCCACAAUACAACAAAUAACACAAAUGGAGGACCUACCCACUGCUUAACACUUUAAGCCUUUUUUUUUGCAUGUGAAAUUAGUAUUACAAAGCUGACAUCUGUCAGCACAUGAUUUGUAUCAUUUCAUGCUAGUAAAAAAUAUAAUGUACAAUACUUUGUUAACUACAAAAGUAUUACACUGCCAGCAGUAGUAGAUGUUAGCUCAUGGUAUGGAAAUGGGGCAAAUCCUUGUUUACUUUUUUUUAUUUUUUUUAGCCUACUUGGUUUACACCAAGCAGUGUAAAAGUCAAAUAUCUUUUUUAUGCUUUCUGGAUGGUGUCUCAAGGGUGGUAAUUUUCCUCACUGGAUUGGUAAACUGCAUGCUUUAAGUACCUGUAAUGUACAGCCAAGAGGCAACAAGCAAAACUUUGAGCAAAUGAAGAUGGAGCAUUUUGAUCAUUAAGAUCUUUCAUCACAUCUUUGUUCAAAUAGCCUGCAAACAUGUUUAGACUGUUUUGAUCAUUUUUGUCAUUCCUCAUCAACAAUGAAUAUCACCUCUCUUUGUUGCCUCUAAAAGCUGCACUUGUAUUAUUACUUUAUUGUUUAAUGCUUUAGUUUAUUGUUUGUUUUAUUUUACAAGCACCUCCUGUUCCAGGAAGGUAACAUCAUAACAUAACUUACUAGGCACUUUAUAAUCCUACACUGUAUUUUUAGAGCAAAUUUUGCUUGAAUGGUCUACUACUUACAACUUGGAUGGGCACUGCCAAGAAAUGUAAAAAGGCCUACAUAAAGCAAAUUUAAAUCAGUUUCUUAAGCUCUAUUUGUUUUAAAUAUGUGGUUUUGUAUAUGAGCACACCAUUGAUGCAAGAAUGUCUUUACAUUUUAAGUGGUGGAUUUGAAUUCUGUUUUAAUUUAAUGUUAUACUAUAAUUCUGUCUUUAUUUUUUAUAUCAUACUAUAUUUUAUGCAUAAAGUGAUUUAUCAAAGCAAUUGUUAAAGGUUUGUCAUAAUGUGCUGAAAUGGCAUUUUGUGAUUUCAGUGAAAGUAUAUUUUUAAUAAAUAAAUAUUUUCAAUCAA
This is a messenger RNA of Scomber scombrus (Atlantic mackerel), 4006 nucleotides long. Its product is annotated as inhibin beta B chain. Bases 465 to 1616 code for a protein of 383 amino acids. Gene Ontology annotation, cellular component: extracellular region. Gene Ontology annotation, molecular function: hormone activity; growth factor activity; cytokine activity. The transcript has 2 exons. Lineage: Eukaryota; Metazoa; Chordata; Actinopteri; Scombriformes; Scombridae. Gene Ontology annotation, biological process: SMAD protein signal transduction; BMP signaling pathway. The record is from RefSeq and is a predicted model, not a curated record.